AUGGCUUUGCUAGAAGCAUUGGGAAAAGGUAUUCGCGUGUUCGAUCUCGCAGUCCCUAUGCAAGCCGGCAUGCCAGCAGCUCCAGCGAAUGUCCCCUUUUCGAUGGCCCUGUCGCGCCGCCAUGGCGAUUCAGAUGGAACAGGUCAAGGGGGCACUGCUUCCAACGCGGUGAUCAUUACGGGUGACCACGUCGGAACUCAUAUCGAUGCCCUUUCCCAUGUCGCCAGCAAAGGAGUUCUUUGUGGAGGAGUGGCGGUCUCCGAUGCAAUGCGAGGUGGGAAAUAUGUCAAGCUCGGCGCGGACACAAUAAAACCGAUGGUCUGCAGAGGCGUAUUCCUGGAUAUACCCGCACUGAAAGGAAAGACGCGGCUCGAUCCUGGCUACGGAGUCACCGACAGGGAUCUUCAAGAAGCAUUGGGAGACACACCCCUCAAUGAAGGAGACGUUGUUUUGAUACGGACAGGAUGGAUUCAACUAUACUCUGACCCAGUGGCGUUUCUCGGUCACAAUACAGGCACACCCGGCCCAGAUGCGAGCGGUGGAAGAUGGCUGGCAUCUCACAAAGUACGGGCGGCUGGUAGUGACACGAUCUCAUUUGAGCAGGUUGAACUUGGGCCCAGGUUCAGACAGAGACCCUGCCAUGGCAUCCUUCUGUGGGAAAACGGCAUCCAUAUCGUUGAAGUCUUGGACUUGGAAGAGUUGGCUCGCGAGCAGGUGAAGGAUUUCUUGUUCAUCUUGUCACCGCUGAAGCUGGUUGGCGCCACGGGAUCACCGGUGCGUCCGCUUGCAGUGGUUGCAGCAUAA
Molecule: messenger RNA, 804 nt
Organism: Cladophialophora yegresii CBS 114405
Lineage: Eukaryota; Fungi; Ascomycota; Eurotiomycetes; Chaetothyriales; Herpotrichiellaceae
Exons: 1
Coding region: 1-804 (267 amino acids)
Molecular function (GO): arylformamidase activity
Source: RefSeq, a predicted model, not a curated record